GGAAAGUGAAGAAAAAUUUAAAGAGAUUGGUAAUGCUUACGAAAUUUUGACGAAUAAAGUAGAAAACAAAGAACAUAGUAAACCAUUCACCAGUUCAACCCGAACUUCGUCUUGGUCUUUUGAUUUUAAAAGUAAUUACUAUUGCAAAUUGAAAGAAUCAUUGGCCGGAAACGGCCAAAAAAAUCCCGGACCAGAAUUUUGUGAAAUUCAUGGAACAAUUACUAGAAGGGGCUUGACCAAUAACAAAUUAAAUGAUUUGUGCAAAAAUUCACAGAAUUUUGCCCAAGCCGAAAGAAAUCUAACUCAAUUGAGAAAUCAAGUGUUUUUUAUUAUUGACAGCAAUCAAUUAGGGAAAAAAAUUUUAAAAGAAAUAAGGGAUGAAUUUUAUUCUAUAAGUGGAUACCAACCUUUUGCAAGCCCAGAGGAAAAAUUAGAUGAUAUAAUUAACAAAUCUAAUAAUAAUUUAGCCGAAGUUCAAGAAAAGUUAAGUCGAUUGAAAGAGCAAGCCUUUAAGUUAGUUGGUGAAAUAGUAGAGCGUCAAAAAGCAGAACAAGAUAUUAACUAUCUUCUUCAACAUGAUUAUUACCGUUUAAUAAUUACUCACCCUCGUGUUUUAGAGGCUUCGGGGCAUCAAAAAAACUUUAACGACUGGCUAGUAGAGUGUAAUAAUUGUCGGAAAAGAUAUCGCCUUGACCACUUGCUAACCGCAAUUGAAUUUUCCUCUUUUUUGUCCCAAAGAGAAGAGAAUGAUUUCUUAAUCGCAAAAGAGUGUCCCGAUUGUCACAAAAAAAAUUUUUCCGCUCCCCGGCAAUUUAAUCUCUUGCUUAGCACUAAUUUAGAGAUAACUACCGGAAAAGAAAAUCAUGUUUACCUACGACCGGAAACUUGCCAAGGAAUAUUUGUCAACUUCCGGGCUAUUCAAAAGAGCAUUCAUAGAAAGUUGCCUUUCGGAAUCGGGCAAAUGGGGAAAAGUUUCCGCAACGAAAUCACUCUUCACCACGGAAUUUUCCGCACUCGGGAGUUCGAACAAAUGGAAUUAGAAUUUUUUUCUUUGCCUGAGGAGA
Messenger RNA from Racocetra fulgida, 1064 nucleotides. Lineage: Eukaryota; Fungi; Glomeromycota; Glomeromycetes; Diversisporales; Gigasporaceae. The record is from the annotation of a GenBank genome assembly.